UCCUCCUCCUCCUCUUCUUCCUCCUCCUCCUCCUUCUGUUGCCUAUAUAUACUCAAGAUUGGAGGAAUAAAAAUCACACCCACCAUCACCUCCACCUCCUCCACCACCUCCACCAUGGCUCUCCAAAUUCUUCUAGUGGUGAUGGCAAUGGGGUGUGCCUCGGCCGCCAGCCCCCCCCUGACUCUGCCUAUUCGCUCCUCCUCUGGGAAUGUGAGGUCAGUCUACCCCAAGGGAAUGGUUUUGCUGGACCCCAUCGCCAAGUCCUGCGAUAACAUCUCGUACGCGCCAGCUUCUCAGAAUCCUUCAGAACGGCUUCAACUAACAGCAGGAGAGAAUCUUAACACCCUAAUGGGAUUCCCCUCCGCCGAUGGUUUUGGACAAGUUGCAUUCUACAUCUGCACAGACCCACUCAACCCCCUGUGUGAGUCUGGCCCUGAUAUCACCACCAACUACUCUAGAUGCUGGAAGAUUGGACACACCCAGUUCUUCAUCGCUGCCUUUGCCAAGAGUACGUGGAUCUCAGCUCUCCACCCAUACCAGAUCCCCAUUCCCUUUGAUGUGGAGUGUGAGGGCUGUGUGUUGCUGACCGUUGGCAGACAGACCGAGUGCUUGACCUGCCCUGAUACAUCCUACACCGAGGCCUGUACUUAUAUUAGCAUCAAGGCCCCAGAAAAACCCUUACCCACUACUACCCCUGAACCCCCGACGACAACACCACCUCCUCCACCACCUACCACGACCACUCCACCACCACCUACGACCACACCUCCACCACCACCACCUACGACCACACCUCCGCCAACCACACAAGCCCCAUCCCCACCAACGAAGGCCGAAGAAGAGUUCAGGCUCUGCCAGGAUGCUGACCCCAACCAGCUCGGCCCAUGUCCGCACCACCCCGCCGCCCAGCCACCCCCUCCAGGCAACCCCCUCUCUAUUUAAUACGGGGCAGAAAUGGGUGAAAAUUGGGAUUGACAGAGAGGGAGUUUGACUAUUACUACUGCUACUAUUUCAUUCUCCUUCAUUUUCUCAAGUUUCUUCCUCUUCCAUCUUCACAUAUGCUAAAUUUUCCAUCCUUUUUCUUCCUCCUCCUCUUCUUCAUCUUUACAUUUCAUAUCUCUUUCCUCCUCCUCCUCUUCUUUCUCCUCCUCUUCUUCAGUUCUGCAUUUCAUAUUCCUUUCCUCCUCCUCCUCUUCCUCUUCCUCCUUCUCCUCUUCCUUAUCUGUCAAACUCCCGAUAACAUGAAACAGAGGGAAGGAAAGAGUGGAACAAGAUCGUCUAUAUAAAUUCUGAUAAACAAAGAAAGAAAAGAAAAGA
This is a messenger RNA of Eriocheir sinensis (Chinese mitten crab), 1317 nucleotides long. RefSeq lists its product as uncharacterized. Lineage: Eukaryota; Metazoa; Arthropoda; Malacostraca; Decapoda; Varunidae. The record is from RefSeq and is a predicted model, not a curated record. The transcript is spliced from 6 exons. The coding region runs from base 115 to 942 and encodes 275 amino acids.